AUGAAAGGACUUUACAAAGAUGUAAAGGCGGAAAUUUCAUUUGACAAAUUGUCACUUGAUUUAGUUUCGAAUAACAAACGAAUUUUGCAUAAUUUGAAUGGAAAGUUUCGACCUGGAAAGUUAACUUGUAUUAUGGGACCAAGUGGAAGUGGAAAAACAACUCUUUUAUCAGCAAUUUUAGGAAAUGCCAGUUAUGCAAAUGUGAGUGGUGACAUUUUUGUGAAUGGCGUCAAGUCAUCAAUUAAGGAAUUUAAAAAUAUUACAGCAUUUGUCACACAGGAAGAUUGUAUGUAUAGAGAAUUGACUGUGGAGGAGUGUAUUUAUUUUUCCGCUCGUACUAGAUUGAAUUUUCCAAGUAAGGUAAUAGAUCAGAUAGUAAACGGAGUAAUUCAAAAUCUGGAUUUGGAUCAUAUAAGACAUUCUCUUAUUGGUGAUGAAUCAAAGAGAGGUAUAUCAGGUGGACAACGUAAGAGAGUUAGCAUUGCAAUGGAAUUGGUUACUUGUCCUUACAUUUUAUUCUUGGACGAACCUACUAGCUCACUAGAUGCAUACAGUAGUUUUGAAGUUGCCAAAUCCAUGAAAGACAUUGCAGAGAGUGGAAUUACAGUAGUAGCUGUGUUGCAUCAACCCAGAUUCGAAAUCUUUCAAAUGUUUGACGAUGUUGUUCUUUUGGGAAAUGGUGGACGAAUCGUUUACAUGGGCGAAUCCAAUCAAGUAUUGAACUAUUUCGAGAAACAACUUUCUCUGAUUCCUCCUCCAUAUGUUAAUCCAAGUGAUUUCCUAUUAGAUGCAAUU
Messenger RNA from Naegleria gruberi, 795 nucleotides. RefSeq lists its product as uncharacterized. NCBI's taxonomy places the organism in Eukaryota, Heterolobosea, Eutetramitea, Acrasida, Naegleriidae. The record is from RefSeq and is a predicted model, not a curated record. Gene Ontology annotation, molecular function: ABC-type transporter activity; ATP binding; ATP hydrolysis activity. The annotation marks the transcript as partial. The transcript is spliced from 2 exons.